AUGGACGGAGUAUACGUGUAUCUCGUAUUUAAAAUACUUUGUGGAUUGCGUAUAGGUAAACUGAAAGGACAUAUAUUAAUAGCUUGCUGCUUUCUAGAUUUCUAUGUACCUAGAAAAAAAAGCAAAAAGAUAGAAGAAAAACCAAAUGCUGCGGGUAGCAAAACUGAAGAGCAACCACACGGCGACGUUGCCAGCCUAUUCAAGAAAAUUGGGACCUCAAUCUCACCAGAAAUGGUACAAAAAACAAGAGCUAUCUUUGUUUUUUUGACCGGUCAAGAAACAGGAAAGUGGUAUAUUGACUUGAAAAACGAAAAUGGAAGUUGUGGACCUGGAGAACCUUCAGUAAAACCCGAUGCAACUAUCACCAUGGAUUGCAAACAUUUUUUCAGUAUGGUCUCAGGCCAGUUAAAGCCCGCUACUGCUUUCAUGAUGGAAAGAAUGAAAGUUGAAGGAAAUAUGCAGCAAGCUUUGAAACUCGAAAAACUCAUGGCAAUUAUAAAGGAUAAACUAUGAGGUUCUACGAUAGACAAUUAUCUAUUUUGAGUAUAUAGUUUUUUGAAUAAAUUAUUUCUCGGGUGAGAUCAAAUAAUAACCUAUAGUCGUCUUGUUCGUCGUACCACACUUGUGGAAGAUUUCAAUUUUGUUUACAAUACCUCAAGAAACCUGCCAUGCAUUUAUUUGUUCAAGACCCCGAAGAAAACUCAUGGAAAAUGGCUUUUCGCUAGAUUUUUAAAAAUGCAUGUUGUACGAGGGUUGUCUCAAAUAUAAGUUUCCCAACGCUGUAUUUUUGCCGCGUGUGAUGCUAGGCGAAAUCUGGCAACACCAUCGAGUUCGACGACUCCCCCACCGCCGAUCCCAACAAGAAGCCCCUAUUUGCCAUGCUCAGUACCGGCCCGAGAGCCCCGUGCAAUGGAGGCGUUCAUCGCCGUCACCGCCAGGUGCAAAAUUCGUGUGGUCAUCCGAUUUUUGCAAGCAAAAACGUGACCACCCAUAGAAGUUCAUCGCCACUUGAGUGAAGUAUAUGGGGAAGCGUGCAUAAACAGUCAUCAUGUCCUCAAAUGAUGAAGAGAGUGCUCAGACGGACGCAUGGACGUCCACGAUGAACAACGAAGCAUCUCCGAGGAAGUUAUGACGACGAUCCAUCAAAUCUUGCUUGAAGAUCGACGAAUCACGAUCCGAGAACUAGCGGUUGAAAUUCCUGAGGCUUCUGAAAAAGCUGAGACAAGCAAUCCAAAAUUGUCGUACAUCAAACGAAGGACUUAAUCGAGCGAUUUGGCACCUAGGGAUUUCAAGCUGUUUCCCAAAUUUAAGGAGCACGUAGGCGGUCACAGGUUUGAGGCGGAUGAGGAGUUGCAAGAAGCAGUUACAAAAUUUCUAAAUGGGCUGGCGCCGGAAUUCCUUGAGGCGGAAUGCAAAGGCGCAUUACACGUCUGCAAAAAUGAAUAGAAAAAAAAUGGCGACUCUGUAGAAAAAUAGAUCAACAUUUGCAAUGGUAAAUUUGUUUUUCAAAUAAAAAAUUCCUUGUGCCUG
Molecule: messenger RNA, 1530 nt
Organism: Acanthoscelides obtectus
Lineage: Eukaryota; Metazoa; Arthropoda; Insecta; Coleoptera; Chrysomelidae
Source: the annotation of a GenBank genome assembly